AUGUCCUCUAUCCUCCAAGCAGACGUCUACGUCUCUUCGCGCCUCCCGCUGGCAGUAAAGCGAGCAGGAGAGCAAAGUUCUUUCUCCCCAAUCUCCUGCACCCUGAUUCACGGGGACGCCGAGGCCGUCCUCGUCGACACGCCCAUAUCUAUUGCCCAAACUGAAGACCUAGUCUCCUGGAUUAAAGAAACCGCCCCAGGAAAAUCUCUUCGUUAUGUCUACAUCACCCACGGCCACGGCGACCACUGGUUCGGCAUAACCGUACUCCGAAAGCACUGGCCCAAUAUACGUGCACUAGCUACCCCCGGCACCGUCGCGCAUAUGAUGGAACAACUUAAGCCGGAGAUAUUCGAAGGAACGUGGCUUUCUCUCUUUCCAGGGGAUCAGAUCCCAAAGUCACCUGAGGUUGCUGAGGCGAUGGAAUCACCCGUCUUCGAGAUAGAAGGCCAUAAGUUCCGGGCUGUAGAGGUCGGACAUUCUGAUACGUAUAAUACGACUGUCUUGCAUGUGCCUAGUAUCCGGCUUGUCGUUGCGGGCGAUGCGGUCUACGGGGAUGUGCAUCAGUAUUUCGGGGAGGCUAAUACAAGAGAGAAACGGAGGGAGUGGCUUCGUGCCCUGAGGAUUAUCGAAGCUCUUAGGCCACAUACUGUUAUUGCCGGGCAUAAGAGGGCUGGGACGGUUGAUGGGAUGUUCAAUUUACAGAAGACUAGGCGGUAUAUCUUGAAUUUUGAGGAGGUUGUUGACUCGGCUACUAGUUGGAAGGAAGUCGUGGAGGAAAUGAAGAACAGAUACCCCCGACGCAUCAAUCCCCAUGCCAUCAUUCGGGGAGCGAUGGCGGCCUUCCCGGACAAUCAGGGGGCAAGAAUGUAG
Molecule: messenger RNA, 870 nt
Organism: Aspergillus welwitschiae
Lineage: Eukaryota; Fungi; Ascomycota; Eurotiomycetes; Eurotiales; Aspergillaceae
Product: MBL fold metallo-hydrolase
Exons: 1
Coding region: 1-870 (289 amino acids)
Source: RefSeq, a predicted model, not a curated record